AUGGAGGCAUUACUCGCCAGGUUGUUGCAGGCACAAUACACACCGGCCUUUAGAAAGAAAUGCAUACUCAAAAAUAAAGCACACCUCAAUUAUGAUCUGUUUGACACGGGACCGUUUCGGCCAUCGUACGCAUUGGGCACGUACACCAGUCAUGGUGGAGCCCCGUACGAAAUCUCCAACACCCCUAUUGAGGUGAACGAAAGCCGAAAGCAGCAAAUCCAGAACAGAGCACGUCUCGAAUCUCAGAAUGACUACAUGUGCUUAUCUCCGAAGCUUCCCACUGGGCUACAGGAAGAGCUGGAUUCUCUUGUUGUGACAUCCUCUAAUGCGGUGGACGUCAAUUAUCAGCGAAUGGCAAUCACCGGCGAAGAGCUUUCGGGUGUGCCACUGGAAGACCUGAAGGAUGCAGCGACACAUCUGAUUGAAGCAUUGCGAAUGCGAAAUGAGUACAUGGAACGAAUUGGGAACCAGUUUCCAGUCACCACCAAGCGCUUCCUGAGUGGUGAAUAUCCGGCGAAUUUACCAAAAUACCGCCGGAAGAACACCGAGUCAACUGCAAACACAUCAUUCAAUCCACCAGAGCCACCGAAGGAUCAUUGGGGUCUGAACACCCCACUUCCAGUGUUCCCCGUCAAGUAUACGUUGCGUAGACGUGAUGGAGUUAUAGAAGUAUGUGGUGCCGAUGGUAAACUCAAGCCCGAGUUUGCUAAGUACUACAUCUCUAAGGAACAGUUCUUGACCGACACUGAACGCCUCACCCAGAUGAUUGUUGAUGGACCAUUAAAAUCGUUUUGCUUCCGACGUCUGUCGUAUCUGCAGAACAAGUUCCAGUUGCAUGUGCUGCUGAAUGAGCUUCGCGAACUUCACGAACAGAAAGCUGUUUCUCAUAGAGAUUUCUACAAUAUCAGAAAGGUUGAUACUCACAUUCACGCUGCAUCAUCGAUGAACCAGAAACAUUUACUUCGAUUCAUUAAGAAGAAGAUCCGAACCGAGGCCGAUACCGUGGUAUUGGAGAAGAAUAACAGACCCGUCACCAUGAAGGAAGUCUUCAAGAAAAUGGGAAUCGAUGCUUACGAUUUGUCAGUAGAUAUGCUCGAUGUGCACGCCGACAGAAACACUUUCCAUCGUUUCGACAAGUUCAAUACGAAGUAUAACCCUGUUGGUGAAUCGACAUUACGUGAGAUUUUCAUCAAAACGGAUAAUUAUGUUGGUGGAAAGUAUUUCGCUGAAGUGCUCAUGGAGGUUCUUUCGGAUCUAGAGGACUCGAAAUACCAACAUGCCGAACCUCGUCUGUCCAUAUAUGGGCGAAGCAAGGAUGAAUGGGAUAAACUUGCUAAAUGGGCCAUCACUCAUGACGUAUGGAGCCCUAAUGUGAGAUGGCUGAUCCAGAUUCCUCGUCUCUAUGAUAUUUACAAGUCCAGAAAUAUGGUGAAGAAUUUUGACGAGCUUCUUGACAAUGUGUUCACUCCUUUGUUUGAGGCCACAAAUGAUCCAUCCUCACAUCCUGAUCUCUAUCGAUUCCUUCAACAGGUUUCCGGUAUUGAUUCUGUCGAUGACGAGAGCAAACAUGAGUUUGUUCAUUUUGAUCGAUCAACUCCCUCUCCCGAUAAUUACAAGGAUGCCGAAAAUCCGCCGUAUAAUUAUUAUCUGUUCUACAUGUACGCCAACCUCACUGCUUUGAAUGCAUUUAGAAGGGAACGAGGCAUGAAUACGUUCUCAUUGCGACCACAUUGCGGUGAAGCUGGUCACGUUAAUCACCUACUUACCGGAUAUCUCACCAGUGAAAGUAUAGCACACGGUAUUUUAUUACGAAAGGUCCCAGUUCUUCAAUAUCUUUUCUAUCUAACAAAUAUGGGUAUUGCAAUGUCACCUUUGUCGAACAACUCGUUAUUCAUUAGUUAUCAACGUAAUCCACUUCCGGAAUAUCUUCAAAAGGGGCUCAAUGUUUCCUUGUCAACCGACGAUCCGCUGCAGUUCCACUACACUAAGGAAGCUCUUAUGGAGGAGUAUUCAAUCGCAGCACAGGUAUGGAAGCUGAGUUCAUGUGAUAUGUGUGAAUUGGCUCGUAACAGUGUUCUACAGAGCGGAUUUGAAGACAAGGUAAAAAUCCAUUGGUUAGGUCCUCAUUAUCAAGAAGAAGGAGUACUCGGUAAUGACAUUCACAGGACGAAUGUUCCAGAUAUUAGGGUUUCUUUCCGUCAUGAAGCACAUGUGGACGAGUUGUGCAAUCUGUUCCGCGUUCAGCAUUUCACAAAUCUGGACCAGUGA
Molecule: messenger RNA, 2268 nt
Organism: Haemonchus placei
Lineage: Eukaryota; Metazoa; Nematoda; Chromadorea; Rhabditida; Trichostrongylidae
Source: the annotation of a GenBank genome assembly